Vanessa atalanta (red admiral) is the source of this 704-nucleotide messenger RNA. Its product is annotated as UPF0669 protein C6orf120 homolog. The record is from RefSeq and is a predicted model, not a curated record. The transcript is spliced from 4 exons. Lineage: Eukaryota; Metazoa; Arthropoda; Insecta; Lepidoptera; Nymphalidae. Bases 70 to 648 code for a protein of 192 amino acids.
ACUCAAGUUCAAGUUAUACUGCCAGUAAAUUAGGUAUUUUUUUCUUAAUUCACGUCUAAUUAACGAGCAAUGAGAAAGGAAUUUAUACUAGUACUGCUAGGUAUUAUUAGUAUUUCUACGCUAUCAUCACUUUUAUCGGGUUAUGUGCAAAUUGAACCAGAUAAAAUUCUGCUAGACACUGUCGUUGGCAUCGUUGGUGCUGGAAAUUUUUCUUAUUGGCAGCUAGGCCACACAGGGCCUUUAUUAAUAGAACUAACGUCUCUCACUGGUGACGCAGACCUUUACGUGUCAGAUUCGGUCAGGCCAAGUUAUGAAGUGGACAAGAAUAAUUUCAGCUCUGCAACCUGUGGUCCUGAACUGGUUAAUAUACCAUUUGAAUUUCCACGACCCAUUGGAAUAGGUGUAUUCGGUGACUGGUCACAUGCGAUAUCAGAGUACAGCAUACAUGUGUUCCUUGACACAUCAGCCGUGCUCAGCGAAGAGCAGCUGCUGGCUAUAGAGCGCUUCCACACCAACCCCGAUAGAUCUGAUAACACGAAUCAACGGACCAGAGAAAAGGUUGCCUCGAGGAAGACGGACGAGGAGAAACCGAGAUUUAUGAAACUGUUAAAUAUUCUAGAUAUGAUAUUUGAUAUGUUGGUUUUGUAGUUUGGAUCAUUUUAUAUCAAAGAAAACCUUUGUAAAUUGAUUUUGUAAGUCACAAG